UGAUCUUCACCAAGACAAUGUGCGGCAUCUUUUGUCAGUUGAGUCUGUCAUCCACUCACUUCGGGUGGGACAAAACAGUUUAUGAACAUUUGAAGAGAAGAGGGCCCGACUCAAGCCAGGAUCUAACGGUUACAGGCAGAAAUCCUUGCUAUCGGUGUUUAUUCUCUGCCCACAUUCUUCACAUGAGAGGUCUUCUUACCCCUCAGCCACUUCAAGACAACACUGGAAAUGUCCUUUUGUGGAAUGGGGAGAUUUUCGGAGGUCUGCCAGUGAUGCCAGUGGAAAACGACACUGCUGUUGUCUCUCAGUGGCUGUCGACCUGCGGCAGCCCUUCAGAGAUUCUGUCUGUCCUGUCCAGUAUGAGGGGACCAUGGGGGUUUGUUUACUACCAAAAGGCUGGAGACUACCUCUGGUUUGGCAGAGACUUCUUUGGCAGGAGGAGUUUGCUCUGGAAAUUUGAUGCAGAGGUUUUGACCCUGACUUCUGUGGCAGCUCACGCUUCUGGAGGAGAUCAGUUUACUUGGCAAGAAGUCCCAGCAGUUGGUGUGUACAGGAUUGACCUGAAGGCAGUGACAGAAGCCGGCACUGUGACGUUUGAGGUUUAUCCUUGGGCAUAUGCAGGAAAGGAUGCCAUCUUUACUUGCAUGGAAGCUAUAUUGGGGUUUGUUCCCAGCGGCUGCACGGCUGUGAUGAACCAAUCAGGACUAGUACUCAGCUCACCCGUGUGCCCUCUUAAUAUGUCCAUCCCGAAGGCAUUAAAUGAGACAGAGUCUCAUCCAAACCCCCACUCAUCUGUCAAAGAUCUGGAGCAGCUGCUUGCUAGCCAAGAGAAAAAUGAUGAGGUGAACUAUCUCAUUGAUGUUCUGAGUGAGGCAGUAAGGCGACGUGUCCAGUCUCUGCCUUUUGAGGUGCAAGACAGUGCACCUAAUAAUGACCAUGCUAGUGUUGGCAUACUUUUCUCAGGAGGUAUCGAUUCUAUGAUUCUCGCUGUUUUGGCCGACCGUCACGUCCCUGCUCAUGAACCAAUAGACCUUCUCAAUGUAGCAUUUAAACUACAGGAGCCAAAGAAGCAGAAAGAAUCUGCAAAGAAUCCCAAAAAGCACAAAAAUAAGCCCACAGAUUCUAAGACUGUUGGAGCUGGUUCCCCAACAUUCAGCCCCUUUGAUGUUCCGGACAGAAUUACUGGAAAAGCAGGUCUCAAGGAAUUAAAACACCUGAAUCCUGAGAGAAGAUGGAAUUUUGUUGAAAUCAAUGUAACGCAGGAAGAGCUGCAGAAAAUGCGACAGGGGCGCAUUUGUCAUUUGGUGCAUCCACUGGACACAGUGCUUGAUGACAGCAUUGGGUGUGCUGUGUGGUUUGCAGCAAGAGGGACGGGGUUCGUCAUGGAGGACAACGACCGGAGGCCUUUCACAUCAUCAGCAAAGGUCAUUUUGACAGGAAUUGGAGCAGAUGAGCAGCUAGCAGGUUACUCCAGACACAGAGUCCGAUUUAAGAUGUCUGGACAUGAGGGAUUGAUCGGGGAACUAGCCAUGGAGCUGGGCAGGAUCUCCUCAAGGAAUUUAGGCAGAGACGACAGAGUUAUAGGGGACCAUGGGAAGGAGGCUAGAUUUCCCUACUUGGACGAGGACGUGGUGAGCUACUUGAAUUCUCUACCUGUUUGGGUAAAGGCAGACCUGUUACUUCCUCGAGGUGUCGGGGAGAAACUACUCCUGAGACUGACAGCGAAACAGCUGGGCCUCGGCCAAUCAGCAGUCCUGCCAAAGAGAGCCAUGCAGUUUGGCUCCCGCAUCGCAAAGAUGGAGGAAAGCCAUGAAAAGGCUUCUGACAAAUGCACAAGACUCCUCACUGGAUAGAAAAAUCAUUGGUUUUAAUGAAUAGUAUUCAAAUAAUUUUAAUAGAAAAUAGUUAUUCUAAAAUUACAUUAUAAAAUUAAUAUUUACAGCCACAGUUCUUGAUUUAUUGUUACAGAUUCUUGGUCAUGAUUUCAAAUUUAAGGUGAUUUUUUUUUUUCCUUUUCUUUUUUUUUUCUUUCGGUGUUUGCUGUGGAUAAAUUUUUUUUAACAUGGCAUAAUAAAUAUGUUGUUUUUAUCCAUUUGUUUCCUCUAAACCAUGUAAGAAUUGACAUCUUGAAGUUUUUCUCUGAAGUAAACGUCACAUUCAAUGUAAGAAGGCAAGUUUCCAACAUCAAAACGCCCAGAAAUCUGAUGAACGUAUACUGGCUUCCUGAAAGAAGAAGAAAAAAAACCAAACAAACAUGAUUUACUGAGAAAUACACUUACAAAUGGGAAGCUAAUACACCUUUUAAAUCUAUCCCACAAAGCAGGAUUUCUAAAUGAUUGGGAUAACUUUGCUGAGUAAAACUCAUAUUCCUGAUUCUAAAGGAUCCAUCAGAAAUUACCUUGGAAUGAGCCAAGACACAAAGUUUCCUGGGGCAUCCUUCUCUUCAAUAGGAGCUUCCUAUGGAAAUAUAAAGGUGUGCAUAGUAGAGAAAUUAAAACACACAACUCCCUCUUUUUCUCACGUCACAUG
Molecule: messenger RNA, 2529 nt
Organism: Xiphias gladius (swordfish)
Lineage: Eukaryota; Metazoa; Chordata; Actinopteri; Istiophoriformes; Xiphiidae
Gene: asnsd1
Product: asparagine synthetase domain containing 1
Exons: 3
Coding region: 18-1853 (611 amino acids)
Molecular function (GO): asparagine synthase (glutamine-hydrolyzing) activity
Source: RefSeq, a predicted model, not a curated record